AUGGUCAAGAACAUCCCCAACAAGUACACCCAGAAGAUGCUGCUGCAGACGAUCGAGGAGGCGUUCCGCGGCACCUUUGACUUCUUCUACCUGCCCAUAGACUUCAAGAACAAGUGCAACGUCGGCUACGCCUUUAUCAACAUGAUAGAGCCCCGCCACAUCCUGCCGCUCGUCGAGCGCUUCGACAACCGCCGCUGGGAGAAGUUCAACAGCGAGAAGGUCUGCCAGAUCAGCUACGCGCGCAUCCAGGGCCGCGCGGCGCUGAUCUCGCACUUCCAGAACUCGAGCCUCAUGCACGAGGACAAGCGGUGCCGGCCAGUACUUUUUGUGACGGACGGGCCGGCGCGCGCGCCGUGA
Messenger RNA from Monoraphidium neglectum, 357 nucleotides. RefSeq lists its product as hypothetical. The record is from RefSeq and is a predicted model, not a curated record. Bases 1 to 357 code for a protein of 118 amino acids. Lineage: Eukaryota; Viridiplantae; Chlorophyta; Chlorophyceae; Sphaeropleales; Selenastraceae. Gene Ontology annotation, molecular function: nucleic acid binding. The transcript is spliced from 3 exons.